Molecule: messenger RNA, 225 nt
Organism: Lecanosticta acicola
Lineage: Eukaryota; Fungi; Ascomycota; Dothideomycetes; Mycosphaerellales; Mycosphaerellaceae
Source: the annotation of a GenBank genome assembly
AUGGCUGCAGACGAUGAGAGCCUCACUGAGAGAACAGAAGGAGAGGUCUGGGUACCUGGUGACUGGCGUUCAGUGGAGCAACUCACCGGAAUUACGACUGCGCAUUUGCUGAGUUCUGGUACCGGGCUCGUCACACCUAGCAGCAUUUCGUACGUCAUCGAGUACUCGUUGAAAGAGGUCCUGGAGCGGGUUUCGUCUGAUUGCGAGAUGAGUUACGGUGAAUAG